AUGCUUAAAUUAUCGAGAGCCCUAAGCUCAGUCGUAUCGGGCACACGCAAUUCGCCUAGUUUUAAAACGUAUUUGAGACUGAAGGAUGGGGAAAUUGGAUCGUUCUUCCAUGACGUCCCAUUGGGCCUGAACAAAGAAAAGCGUAUCGCCAAUAUGGUGGUAGAGAUCCCAAGGUGGGUCAACGCUAAAUACGAAAUAGCUAAAGAUGUCAGGGCUAAUCCAAUUGUCCAGGACACCAAAAAGGGAAAGCUAAGGUAUCUUAACAAUAUUUACCCGAACCACGGAGUGCCACACAACUACGGUGCCUUCCCGCAAACUUGGGAGUCUCCGCUGGAGGCGUCGUCGCUGGUGAAUCAAAAUAUCCUAGGAGACAACGACCCGCUAGAUGUCAUCGAUAUCGGCCGUGACGUGUCUCCCACGGGGACAGUCAAGCCUGUAAAGAUUCUCGGCUCGCUCGCCCUGGUUGACGACGGCGAAUUGGACUGGAAGGUCGUUGUCAUUGAUACGAGCGACCCGCUCGCCGCCGCGUUGAACGACGUGAAAGACGUUUACGAGAAAAUGCCAGGAGUUUUGGAAAACCUGAGAAGAUGGUUCCAGGUAUACAAGAUGCCAACAGGCAAGAACCCAAACUCUUUCCUGUUCGAUGGCAACUACAAGGAUGCCAAGUUCACCCUUAAAGUUGUGCAGGAGUGCCACGAAAGCUGGUACAAGCUGGUCAUGGGUGAGCUCCACGGGGACAAUCUUCCGUCAACAGAGAACGCUACAUUGCCGAAUACUAAGGGCAACACCGUGUUUGAUGUGAAAAUUGAGCCUUCGCCGAAAGAAGAGCAAGUGCCACCGGAAGUCAAUGACAUGAGCUUCAUCAGGUAG
This is a messenger RNA of Ogataea haglerorum, 870 nucleotides long. RefSeq lists its product as uncharacterized. Bases 1 to 870 code for a protein of 289 amino acids. The record is from RefSeq and is a predicted model, not a curated record. Gene Ontology annotation, molecular function: inorganic diphosphate phosphatase activity; magnesium ion binding. Gene Ontology annotation, biological process: phosphate-containing compound metabolic process. Gene Ontology annotation, cellular component: cytoplasm; nucleus. Lineage: Eukaryota; Fungi; Ascomycota; Pichiomycetes; Pichiales; Pichiaceae. The transcript has a single exon.